UUCAAAUUUAGUUCUAAUUAUAUUUCUACAGGUUUUAUAUUAAGAAAAAAGUAAUCCAAAUUUAAAUGCAAAUUUUCGUAUUACGAGUAAAAAAAACAUACUCCGUACUUGCAUUGGGUGGGGGUUUGCCUUUAAAUACGACCCUCCGACCACUCCUUUCUUCCCUUUACCUCUCCCAACCUUCUUCCCCUUUACUUAGCGGUUUUCCGGCAAUGAUGUCUACUUUCCCGGCCACUCCCGAUCACUUUCUUCUCCCCAACUCAUUCCCCGUUUUCGAACCCGAUUUGUCCCCGUGGGAAUGGGAAGAACCGCCCGCUCCGGCCUUCCUCUUCCCCCUUCUCCACCACGACCCGGUGCCCGAAACCCAAACUCAAACGGUCUCCGGUUCGGAUUCCGAUUCGAGCACCGAAAACUCGAAGACGAACCCCGCCUUCUCGAGCUCCGGCUCGGAUGACCCGAAUGGGAACGGAGACGACGACGGGCCCCGCUCGCCGGAGGACGAGCGGAAGCGGAGGCGCAAGAUCUCCAACCGCGAGUCUGCAAGACGGUCGCGGUUGAGAAAGCAAAGGCAGCUAGAGGAGCUGACUCUCGAGCUGAACCGGCUCCGAGCUGAGAACCGGAAGCUGACGAACCAGCUCCGCUCCUCUAACCAGCUCUGCUUAGCUGCCCAGAGGAACAACGAGCUGGUUCGAGCCCAGUCGUCUGCCCUUCGGCACAGACUUUUGGGCGUUCGUCAGGCGUUGCUCCUCAGGCAACUUCAGAAUCAGGACAACCAGCUGCUGAGCUACGCACACUCCAUAAAUGGGGGCAUGCAAUAGCACAUAAAGACUUAUCAUAUUUCAAAUUUGACACCAAAAUUUGACAACAUAUAUUAUACUAGCACUAUACAAACAGUCAUUAUCUAAACUACGCAGAUAGUUAUUGUCUGUAUGUAUAUAUCUGUAAAAUAUAUGGUGUCAAAUUUUGAUAUUAAAAUCCUGAAAAGCGCAGAGGUUAAGGAACUUGUUCCGAUUUAAAAAACGCCAGAGGUUAAGGACGUGUUUGGUUAGAGAAAGAAAACGGAAUAAGAAAAAGUGAUGGAAGCG
Messenger RNA from Cuscuta campestris, 1085 nucleotides. The record is from the annotation of a GenBank genome assembly. Lineage: Eukaryota; Viridiplantae; Streptophyta; Magnoliopsida; Solanales; Convolvulaceae.